Closterium sp. NIES-65 is the source of this 918-nucleotide messenger RNA. The record is from the annotation of a GenBank genome assembly. NCBI's taxonomy places the organism in Eukaryota, Viridiplantae, Streptophyta, Zygnematophyceae, Desmidiales, Closteriaceae.
AUGCUCAGGCUGCAUCUGGUUUUUGAGACGUCUCUAAAGCCGUCGCCAGGCCCAGAUUCUUCUUCCUCCGUUUCUCCCGCUAUUAUCCCGUUCUUCUACACCGCGCUCUUGCUUCUACCGGUGAUCCUCGUUUUAGUCCGCUUCUAUAUCCGAUCGCGCGUGAAGCGACACUCGUUCGGGUUCUUCCAUCCCUUCACCAACGAUGGGGGAGGCGGCGAGCGAGUGCUGUGGUGCGCCGUACGCGCUAUACAGGAGCUUGAUCCAUCAGCGCAAUGUUUCGUCUACACUGGCGACGUGGCGUCUCCUGAUUCGCUGGCGGAGAGAGCACACAACCUGUUCGGAGUGGUCCUGCCCCGGCCAGUGGAGGUUCUCCGCAAGUCGUACCGCUGUCUAAUAAAAGCUUCCCGCUACCCUCGCUUCACUCUCCUCGGCCAGUCACUUCAGCACUCCCUCUCUCACAAUCCCUGUGCUUCUCCUCCCUUGUCCCCAUUUCAAACCCUGGUCGUCCGCCUGUGCUACCGCCAUCUAGUGGAAGCUUCCCUCUACCCUCGCUUCACUCUCCUCGGCCAGUCACUUCAGCACUCCCUCUCCCACGAUCCCCGUGCUUCUCCUCCCUUGUCCCACUUACUAACCCAGCCGCCGCCCGUCGCCCCGCAGCUUCUUGUCGGGCCGCCGCCCGUCGCCCCGCAGCUUCUCGUCGGGCCGCCGCCCGUCGCCCCGCAGCUUCUCGUCGGGCCGCCGCCCGUCGCCCCGCAUCUUCUCGUCGGGCUGCCGCCCGUUGCCCCGCAACUUCUCGUCGGGCCGCCGCCCGUCGCCCCGCAUCUGCACUUCUACCCCCAUUCCCCUCUUCUCACAGCUGAACAGGUGCAGCAGCGCAGCCGAGCAGCAGUGCAGCAGCACUGCGGAGCAGCAGAGUAG